Molecule: messenger RNA, 2448 nt
Organism: Ipomoea triloba (trilobed morning glory)
Lineage: Eukaryota; Viridiplantae; Streptophyta; Magnoliopsida; Solanales; Convolvulaceae
Product: probable protein phosphatase 2C 52
Exons: 6
Coding region: 597-2018 (473 amino acids)
Biological process (GO): protein dephosphorylation
Molecular function (GO): protein serine/threonine phosphatase activity
Source: RefSeq, a predicted model, not a curated record
GAAAAAGAAUGGAAAUGGUAAUAGUAGCAGUAUCAUCGUAGCUAUGUAUAAGGAUCUGUGAAAGAGUUUUUACAAAGAAAAAAAAAAGGAAAAAAAGACUCCAUAAGUCCAUAUCUGAUAUCUCUCCCCUGCACCACGGCGGCGGCGCCAGUGAAAGUGCCAUCCAUCUGCACUCUCUUUUGCCGGUUUCUUCUCCCUGUAAAGGGUUUGCUUUGCUUUGGUAGCCUUCGUUUUCAUAGCCUUGCAAGUAAUCUUACCUCAUAAACCCUCUGCUAUCUCUGCUUAGGAAGAGAGCAAGAAAAGAACAUAUUUUGGUUGAAGUUAGAUUCCUGAUCUCAAUCUUGGGUUUCCUCAUUUUCACAAGCUCAGCUGGCUUCAUUAUACGCUCACAUCAUCUGUGGUGGAUUUGAAAUUUGACCGAGAUAAAGCAGAACCUAGUUUUCCAUUGUAUGUUCAAAAGAAAGCUGUGGGUUUUGUUGGGAUCUUGUGACUUCAAUAGUCUUGUGGUGGCUGGGUAUAAAAUUCAACUGGAGAUCAGUUGAAGAAGAGCAUUUUGUUAAUUUCAAUUAGAUGGUCACUUUCUGCUUCUGAGCAAAAUGGGUUGUUGUGUCUCGACUAGUAGUGAGAGUACUUGUGGUAACAGAAGUAAUGGGGAGAAAGUUUCUCCUGAAUGUUUUGGAAUAGGCAUGUUUGGGCGAAAGAGAACGUUUUACAACCAUACGAGGGCAUUGCAACAUUUGGCUUCAAUACCUAAUCGGAUAUUCACAAAUGGAAGGAGCCGCAGCUCUUGUAUAUUCACUCAACAGGGUCGCAAGGGCAUAAAUCAAGAUGCCAUGAUUGUGUGGGAAGAUUUCAUGGCAGAAGAUGUGACAUUUUGCGGGGUCUUUGAUGGCCAUGGCCCACACGGGCAUAUGGUUGCUCGCAAAGUGAGGGAUGCAUUGCCAUUGAAGUUAUUGUCGUUUCUGCAGUCCUCUGAAUCAAAACACAGCAAGUCUACUGCUAAUUGCUGCAAACGGAACCCAAAAUUGGAUGUUGUUGAUCCCGAGAAGGAGGACCUUACGGAGGAUAAAGCGGGCUCCUUUUGGAGAGACGCUUUCCUUAAAUCGUACAAGGCUAUGGACAAAGAAUUGAGGUCUCAUCCUAACAUAGAUUGCUUUUGCAGUGGUAGCACUGCUGUUACUAUAGUAAAACAGGGGUCAAAUCUUUUCAUGGGAAACAUUGGUGAUUCUCGGGCAAUCUUGGCAUCAAAAGACAGCAAUGAUAUGAUGGUGGCUAUCCAAUUGACAGUUGAUUUGAAGCCGGAUUUACCUAAGGAAGCAGAGAGGAUAAAAAGGUGUAAAGGUCGGGUUUUUGCAUUGCAAGAUGAGCCCGAAGUGCAGAGAGUUUGGCUGCCAUUUGAUAAUGCUCCUGGAUUAGCUAUGGCUAGAGCAUUUGGGGAUUUUUGUCUGAAGGAAUAUGGAGUUAUCUCUAUUCCCGAAGUUUCUCAUCGUGUUCUUACUGAUCGGGAUAAGUUUAUUGUUCUUGCGUCUGAUGGUGUAUGGGAUGUGCUGAGCAAUGAAGAAGUGGUUGAAAUUGUGUCGGGAGCUCCUUUAAGGUCAUCUGCAGCGAGAACAGUGGUCGAGUCUGCAGCACGAGAAUGGAAAACCAAAUAUCCAACGUCCAAGAUGGACGAUUGUGCAGUGGUGUGCUUGUUCUUGGAUGGGAAGAUGGACUCGGAAUCUGACUACGAAGAACAAGGUUUCUCGUCUGCUACGAUUCAGAGCAACCACUCUGGCAAUGUUGCAGAAUCGGACGAUGGACAGAACAUUGAACCGUCCCUGCAGAGAAACUGUACUGUCAGAUCUGCAGAAGAAAACGACGCUUACAAAAUAAUAGUAGCAGCAGCAGCGGAUACGCAAACAAAUGAAGAACCCGUUGAAGUCUCAGAAAACCAGAAUUGGUCGGGAUUGGAAGGCGUCACGCGUGUCAACUCUCUGGUUCAACUUCCCAGAUUUUCCGGUGAGAGGCAAAGGCCUUAACUUUUUCAUUUGGAACAUAUAAUGCCAUCUGUCUCACAAAAGGCAUUAGAAUUCUCGCUGUUGCAUCUUCUUGAAAGUUUCGUGCACGCAGCAUUCCACUAUCAUUGUCCCGCGCCAAUCGGUUUGCUACAAUUAGUCAGUUUUCUUGCAGUAAUCUCAAUUGUACAUUCCAUUUUCAUGAAGUAUUAGUGUAUAUACUGUAACAUUAUGCAUGUUAAACAGUAGGAUAAUGCUUCUUGUGUUAAGUGCAUGAUUUUGUGCUUACUGCUCUGCAAGAGUGGCUAGAUUUGCAGAAUUUCUGCAGUUUGAAACUCAAUGUUCAGGUUGCAAGAUUUAUUAUCUGAAAUACUUCUCUUGAGAAGAAGAGACCAUGAAACCAAUGUGCUUGGAAGUUGAGAUUUAUAGUAAUGUUACAAGUGUUGGUGCUAAA